Molecule: messenger RNA, 1075 nt
Organism: Astrephomene gubernaculifera
Lineage: Eukaryota; Viridiplantae; Chlorophyta; Chlorophyceae; Chlamydomonadales; Astrephomenaceae
Source: the annotation of a GenBank genome assembly
GGAUAUCCUCCUGCAGCCGUUGCCUUUGUACUGCAUUCCUGCGGACAAUGUCGUGUUCACGUGCUUUGCAUCGGGCCCCGGUGGACGGAUCUUCUUGGGCGGUACGGAUGGACACGUGUACGAACUGACGUACCAUGCAGCGGAGACCUGGCUUCACAAGCGCAUCUCAAAGGUCCGUUUGACCAGCAGCAUCCAGCAAUACCUCCCCUCCUUCGUUCCUUCCAUGCUGGGCAUGGGCGCUCCUCCGCCCGUCGUACAACUCGUGGUGGACCGGGAGCGGCACAUCCUGUACGCCCUGAAUGCGGCCUCGGGCAUCCAGGUGUUUGACCUGGGCACGUACGGCAACGACACGGCUCGUCGUGUGGCGGAGAUGUCGAAUUUGUAUGCGGCGGCUGCGGGCGCGGCUGGGGGCCGGGAGCUCUUCCGAGGGGCAUCAGCGGACCGCAAGGGCGCUGCCGUCAAGUACAUUGCGCCCAUCGCCACCAGCGAGUCCUCCAAGCUGCACCUCCUGGCUGUUACCGCCGAUGGACGCCGCAUCUACUUCACCACCCACCAUCAAUCCUCGUACGGCACGUACGGCAACAUGUACGGCAGCGGCGGGGGUGUUGGAUCCGCCGGCGGCGGAGGCGGUGCGGGUACUGCUAGCGCGGAGCGAGCGGCGGAGGCGGCUGCUGGGGGUGCGGCGGGGGCUGGCGGUGCGGGUGCGGAGCCGCCAUUCCCUCGCAGGCCUGAAACGCUGGUAGCGGUGUUUGCGCGGGCAGCAUUGCCUCACUCGGGUGUGGCGAGGGGACCUGGCGCGGAUCUUUCCAGGUCCGCGGCCCUCGAGAUUGUGGCCGCUCACUACUCGGCGGGCUGCCUGCUGCUGUCGGAGUCGGCUAGCGGCGGCGGAGCCAGCCAGGGAGGUGCCGCCGGUGGCGGGGGUGGCGGCGGCGGAGGUGCAACGAAGCUGCUGGCGGCGUCGCGGAAUACGACGAUACCGCCGGCAACGUUGAACACGCAUACCGGUAGCAGCGGUUACGGCGGUUAUGGUUAUGGCGGUUAUGGUGGUUAUGUGGUUGGCGGCCUGCGGGAGAGC